AUGAAAAAUCUUGAUGGGGUCUUGCUUGGAUCGGAAGAGAUUGGAGGUCCAACAUCCAUCUCCCCUUGCUUGAACUUCAAGUUCAAACUCAGAGCCCAGGGAUCACACUACGGACAAUUAGGUGUCGCUGCGGCCCGCAGCGUCACCCGGACGUUUCAAGUCAAACUGGAAUCCUCACGCUACGUCAGCAGCAGCGACAACUCCAUCUAUGAAACGACAGAUCAGAAACGAACCACAACCCAGUCCAAAGAAGCCUCUCAAAAACCAGCCUCCGCGACCCAGACGGUGGACCUUAAUGUGAGCAAUCUCACCCAAACGGUCAACCCUAAUGUGAGCAAUCUCACCCAGAUGGUCGACCCUAAUCUGACGACAACGACUGGCCAGAACAAUACCUCGGGCCUGCUUCAUAAGGCUUCUUCUACAAUCGGAUCCGGCGAUCUCGACAGCCAUCCAGGUAACCAGAUCCAGUUCACAGGCCUCUUCAAAUGGGGUAUCGUCCAACUUGAACUUUCCAAAAACGAAGGAAGAUUGACUGGGAUCAAUGGAUAUCAAGUCGCUUGGGACCGGUGCAGCUCGACCCCAUACGCGUUCUCAAAAGCUCGGAACAUUGUGAUCACCUAUGAUGAUAUGAUUUUGAUUGGCAUCGAGGCCUCGAAUGCGUUGGCCGUCGGGAUCGGCGGGGUUGGGUUCUGGGACAUGACCAGCAAUCAUCACUCCAUGCUCAUCGACUGCGCUCACAAAAAUCUCGCCAAGUUCGAUUGUCUUGUAAGAUCAGAUUAUUUUCUCUGA
Molecule: messenger RNA, 789 nt
Organism: Puccinia graminis f. sp. tritici CRL 75-36-700-3
Lineage: Eukaryota; Fungi; Basidiomycota; Pucciniomycetes; Pucciniales; Pucciniaceae
Exons: 4
Coding region: 1-789 (262 amino acids)
Source: RefSeq, a predicted model, not a curated record